AUGAGUGGAGAUAGACAGAUUGAUCCAACAGUCGUUCAUCCAUCCAUUGCUCUUCUGCAAGAAAGGUUCAGACAGUUGGAGAGAGCCAAGGAGAUGAGGCAGGAGAAAGAGCUCUUACGGAUGUUGCCUGAAUCAAGGCAGAUCAAUGCAGCUAUAACUUAUGUACCAUCUAGAUCGCUUUUCCAACCUGAACUCAUGCUUUCACAGCUGCCUCUUCAGUGUACACUCAAAAGAGAAGCCAAUGUUGAUACUUCAUCUGUGAAAAAGUAUUACAAUGUUAGUCCACCUAGUAAUCCUGUGGUUUCCUUCCGUUUCUUCUUCAUGGGGCAGUAAGAAUAUGGGAAGGAAAAGAAGGAGCUAAAGAAGAAGAAAACAGAAUAUGCAAUGUAGCUAAUGGCCAUUAUCUUAUGUAUCUUCAGAACUACAUAGUAAUCAGAAAGAUAAUUCUCUUAUCUCUUCUGAAAUGCAUCUCAUCAUAGGUAAUGUUAUCCAAUUUGUCACCGUUCCCUUUCCUCUUCAUGAUUUUGCGAAUCAAUCGAGUUACAUCUUUGGCCUCUGACAGUGCUUCCCCAUUGUUUAUCUGCUUAGAAUGAACAGCACUAACCUUUCGGGCAUUUGCAGCUAAUAUCUGCACCAGGGACAACAUUUCACUCAC
Rubroshorea leprosula is the source of this 655-nucleotide messenger RNA. Lineage: Eukaryota; Viridiplantae; Streptophyta; Magnoliopsida; Malvales; Dipterocarpaceae. The record is from the annotation of a GenBank genome assembly.